AUGCCGAAAGUCCUCAGUUACACGCCAGAGUGGCUCUCGCGUCCCAGCCCCGGCUACCACCUGUUUGCGCCCAAGCAGAGCAACGGAAAUGGCGCCGCAGCAAGGAGCAAGGACCUUGGCCCGAGAAAGACGAUUGCAACAAGGGGCUCUGAGAUAUUCGUGGCCGUCGGACACGAGAUUAGAUGGGCAGAUCUGGUCAACCUGAAAGAGGGCGCCUCGCCUGCAUACCGCUCCCUCAGAGUGUCGAUACCGCUCCCCAUCACGCGACUCACCAUCUCCCCCGCCGGCGAUUACCUGGCUGUGUCGACAUCACACACAGUCCAUGUUGUGAGCCUUCCCGACCCCUCGCUCCUGGAAUCUGGCAGCGACGACAGCCCUAUCAAACCAAAAACCUUCCAGGUCGGCCCCACUGCCCAUGUUCUCGAAGAGUCGCCAAUCGCAACAACACUCUGGCAUCCUCUGGGCUACCAUGGGCGGUGUCUGGUUACCAUUACAAAGGCAGGAGUGGUGCGACUGUGGGAAGUCAACCGUGCAGACAGGUCGACAUUCAGCGAACCUACUCUCUCGAUCGACCUGGUUAAAUUGGCGAAUGCGCAAAGGGAUCAAGACGACCUCGGCGCCUCGAAAUACGGAGCUUCUAAGGGGUUCUCUCCAGAUUCAGUCGAGCUGGAGGUGGCGUCUGCUUGCUUUGGAGACUUCCCUGAGCAGGAGGGCGUGCAUGGCUGGGCGCCAAUGACGCUGUGGAUCGCUACUGUCUUUGGAGAUGUCUAUGCAUUGUGUCCCGUGCUGCCCAGCCGAUGGCAGUUGGUCGAGACACCUGGCGCAUUCACCUUUCUCCAAACAUUAUCCUCUUCAAUCAACAUCAACUACACCGAGCUAUCAGAAGACAAUGAUGCGCCCAAGGAGGACGUCAAGACAUCGGAGAAGCAGGUAUCAUGGCUCUCUGAUAUUCUGUAUGAGGAACCGUUCACCGAAGCCUUACCCAACGGCGACUCGGUCAAGGUCUUUAACCGUCCGUCAAGCACACCUGCAGUUCCGCUUCUGCAGGGACCGUUCAUGGUCGCGCCCCAAGUCGAGGAUUUUGAGCUAAGCGACAUGAUUGUGUACUCUCUGAAAACGUUUUCGGAUGGUUCGGAAGAGGAGGCCGCCGAGGGCCUACCAGCAGCUGUUGUGUGCUUGCUGACCGAUAGCUGCAAAGUCCACGUUUGCAUCGACUUGGAGGGAAUUGUUGGGCGAUGGCUUCCAUCUGCAGAGGAUGACUUCGAAAUCACACAGAUCGAGCAUGAUCUGAUCAUUGCAGAGACCAUCACUCUGAAGGGGGACAGUGCCUCCACCUUCAAUCAGACCAUUACACCGGAUGUGCACACCGACUUCUCCUUCUUUGUUUCGACCGCCAGUGGAGUUACGUAUAUCUCCAUGGAGCCCUGGAUACGGAAACUUGAGAUCGAGCUCUCGGAGCCACACGCAGAAGGAGCUGACUUCCGUCUACAACGUCUGCUUGGGUCAGCGAGCAGUCGAGUUGAGCAGUAUUUGGAGCGUCGACCGUCAGGCAACAGUGUUGAACAAGACGUCACUUCUGCUGUCAUCGUGGAGGACGGAAAUGUUGGCUACAUGAUCUUAACUACGGUCAACGAUGAGCCCCAGGCUGCUCUGUUUGACGCCCCCGAAGAUGGUAUGGCUACGGAAGAAGAGCUCGCUGAAUAUAUCGAGGCAACUGUCCCCCGUAAGGAAGUACGUGAGGCAUGGCAACCCCCUAAAGAACUUUAUGAGCCGUUUGAUCUGCUCAGCUCGAUCAACAUUCCUGCAAGACACAAAGCCUCGCUCAGAGAUGAGGUUAGGCUAUCGCCCGCCAAUCUUGAGCUACUGAUGGACGUACAUCGAGUCUUGUCCACGCAGACAGAGAAGCUGCAAAAAGCUGUCGCUGAUUUGUUCAACCGCGCGACACGACUCCAAGACGAGUUCAGAGAUCAAGUCUUUAGGACGGCUGAGGUCGUACCGAAAAUCGACGCCGUCAUUGGCAACGAUGAAGAGCCAUCAGAGGAAGGAUCAAUGUAUGGCACCGCGCAAAUCGACGAUCGUUUGUUGCAGGUCCGGAAGAGACAAGAUACAAUCAACGCACGUUACGAAAGCCUUCGCCGGAAGAUGAACAGUAUUGGCUCGACUGAGCUUAGCGAGAAGGAGGCCGGCUAUGUCGAGGAGCUACAGACGAUGGAGAGUGCUGUAGACAAGUCGAAUAGGACGCUGACCGAUGAUGUCGACGGGAGCGAAGUCCCAGCAUGGCAGCGCUUAAACAAACUCAAGGAGCUCCACAAAACGCUUGCGAAACAGGUGGAGGAGACGUCUCAGGAGUCCCAAGCGGAGCAAGCGCAUGCUUCCAGUGUGAAGGUGCCAUCAUACUCACGCAGGCAGGAGAACGAGUACAUCCAAGAGUUGCUUCAGCGCAACACUGCGCUUGUCGAGGCUGCAACGACCCGAUUGAGAAGUCUUGGUAUUUCCGUACCUACAGAGACCGGGCACUAA
Messenger RNA from Ascochyta rabiei, 2520 nucleotides. RefSeq lists its product as uncharacterized. The transcript is spliced from 2 exons. Gene Ontology annotation, molecular function: protein binding; structural constituent of nuclear pore. NCBI's taxonomy places the organism in Eukaryota, Fungi, Ascomycota, Dothideomycetes, Pleosporales, Didymellaceae. The coding region runs from base 1 to 2520 and encodes 839 amino acids. The record is from RefSeq and is a predicted model, not a curated record. Gene Ontology annotation, biological process: mRNA export from nucleus; ribosomal large subunit export from nucleus; protein import into nucleus. Gene Ontology annotation, cellular component: nuclear pore.